Molecule: messenger RNA, 3645 nt
Organism: Penicillium cosmopolitanum
Lineage: Eukaryota; Fungi; Ascomycota; Eurotiomycetes; Eurotiales; Aspergillaceae
Exons: 4
Coding region: 1-3645 (1214 amino acids)
Source: RefSeq, a predicted model, not a curated record
AUGUCCGUCUUGCGCCACGGAGGAGGCGGGGGCGAUUUCCUCCAGCGGCGCCUCACAAAGCUCUAUACCGAUACCAAAACCUCCUGCGAAAGUAUAACUACUGCCUCAAAGGCCGUAGACGACCCCGAGUUGGUCGCUUUACAUCAGAGCUUCCAGAAACAGCGGGACCGCUUGCUCUCGUGGGGCUUGGAUUGGAGUGACGCCAGCGCCGCCCAGCCAAAUGAUAUCGAUGAGUCCCUCACGGCCGCCGGAUUCAGUGAUGUCGUCGAGAGUGUUAUGUCCUCCAUUCAGGAUCUCCUGAACGAGGCAGAGCGCGUGCAGCAUAUUGACCCGCCCAUCCUCCAGUCAAAGGAACGCAAGGUGGAUCUGCCGUCAAAGCCACCCCUCAGCACUCGACCACUCAAGGCACAAUGGACUGAAGAUGAUAUCAGUCGAUCAAAGACAAUUCUCGGCGACCUCACUGCCUGCAUCGACACCCUCUAUGACCUAUCCCGCUCGCGGCGGACAAUGGCUUCCAGCAUGUCCUCGAACAAGCAUAGUACCAGCGCCAGCGUACGACGACCACGACCCAACCCCGUUUCUCCAUACGACGCUUCCCACGGCUCAUUCUCCGAAUCCAAGGAAAAGGUUCAGAGCCCGAAGUCCAUCCCGCCUCCUUAUGAACCAAUUGCGGCAUCGUCGAACUCCCGGGCCGUUGGUCGACUUAAGACCUCCGCGGCCCCAUACCUUCUCGGUUCUGUGAAAGACUCGCAUGUCUCCGUGUUGGUCGAGUUCAUGCCCGUGAUGGCCAACUCCCAGAUGGACUCGAACAACUCUCGGCUGGAAAAGCUCCAGCACUCGCUCGACCAGUUGCUGCAGAAUGCACGAAUUGCCCACCUGGGUCUUCUGCGCUUCAUUGGUUACGCUCUUGACGAACCUAAUGCCCGCUACGCCUUCCUAUACCAGAUGCCCGUCGACUAUUUCCCCUUUUUACGAAACCCUAGCGAUCUUUUAAAAGAGCUCAAGCCCGUGCCUCUCCUCGCCAUGCUCCCCUCCGCGGAUAACUCCGGCGACAAGCGCAUGCCCAACCUGGAGACUCGGUUCCGUCUGGCCUACGACCUCUUAAUGUCCGCUCUCCACUUGAGAAGCCAGAAUGUCGUCCAUGGCAACAUCAACAGCAGUAAUGUCAUUUUCUUCCCCGGCCGGACCGAUGCAAACAACGAUGAAGGUGGCCUCGCCCCCGACAUGCAACGUCCUUAUUUGACCUCUCCGGUCCGCUUCUCCAAUGAUGGACCCACCCCAGAGCCGCUAGCCAAUGCCAUGUAUCGUCACCCGGAUGACAAGAGAUCUCUUGAGGAUGAUGCCGCAUGGGCUUAUGAUCUCUACUCUCUCGGUCUUGUCUUACUGGAGAUUGGCCUAUGGGCACCUGUCAAGCAGCUCUGGAAGCUGAAGUAUGAUCGCUCGUGGUUCAAGCGUCGUGUCGAGGAACUAUACGUUAAGAAGCUUGGUCCGAAGUGUGGGAAUGCUUAUCUUCAGGUGGUCCAGUUGUGUUUGGAUGCGCCUAAUUUCCACUUGUCGACGCAACCAAUGACCGAUCUCGGGUUACGCGUUCCCCAGAUAUACCAUUAUCCUGUUCUUGAUUUGUCCGACCCUGAUGGCACCUUCUCUUUCUCAAUGAACUUUCAAUACACGAUCUGCAAGAUAUUAUGGUCAUGCUGUCAGAUCGACAUAUUCGGAGCGCCGGCAGCAGAAGAAUUAAACGACUGUCUACCUCUGGCCCUCGUUCCAACCCCUGAGCCAGCCCCCGCUCCCAUGCAGGCUAACGCCUUCGUGCCUCCUAACUUCGACAAAAAGCUGCCCACCAUCCCGGCAGGUGAGUGGGGCGCAAUGGCCGAGGAGAAGAGUCCUGACAAGCCGGCCAAGAAGCGUACGGUGCAUAGACUUCCUCAUCUUGAGAUACCCGAUGAACAUCUUCAAGAGUGGAACUUCCAGAUGAUGCCGCGGCUUAGUCGACUGCUUCAGAAGAUCCUAAAGGAAUCUAACGAGUCCUGCGGUGCUACUCUCAUGAUGACCGGAGAGUCUACCGAAACCGCUCGCACCACUAUAUGUGUUACCUGUGCCAGCGUCAAGAAAGUUCGACAGGCCUUGAAGAAACAUUUCCCUAUCGGGCGGGAUGACUGGGAUCUGAUUGUCCUCCGUGGCGACAUCGAGCGAUCAAAAGUCCCCCGCAAUAAAAAGCGCAAGCCCGCUAAAACACGGCCCAACGGUUCAAACCAGACUCCCUUUCGCCAGCGAGAGUUGAACCCUUGCUACCAACAACGACCUCUCUGUGGUGCUUCGAUUGGUGCUUUUCAAAAUGAAGAGCACUUGCCUCCGGUCUCCUAUGGUGGUGCUGUUCUUGUCGAUGGGCAGCCCUAUGGAUUGACAGUUCACCAUAUGCUCGAAGCGCCUAGUGACGACGAAGGCCUUGGAGAUGAUGAGCCUGAUGCUCCCUCUCGCUCUGCUGGGAACUGGCCUCAGGCAUCACCUACCCCUGCCACCCAUCAGGAUCUUUCAUACACCUAUGCUGAUGACAAUCCUUCUUUCGAAUUCGAUAUAUCGGAUGGGGAGGACGAUGACGCUUCCUUAUCUUUAGGUGGUGACGAGGAAUACUGGUUAUCGGAUGAUGAUUCGUCUGAUGAUGAUUCAAUUGAUGGCGGCUUCGAUGAUGACGACGAUACUGCUUCAAUUGGUGAUACAGCCGGUAUUGAGCCUGGCGAAGAGCCUCGUCUUCUCGUGACACAACCCGCCAUCGACGAUGUCCAUGAUGAUUUUUUUCCUUCGCCCGAAGAUCGCGAUGACGAGCAUCUCGCUUCCCACUCCUUAGGAUAUGUGCAUGCAUCUUCGGGCGUGCGGCGUUGGACGCGAAAAGGCAUUAAGCACGAGAUUGACUGGGCUCUGAUCAAAGUAGAUGAGGCCAGGAUGGAUCCUCGCAACAUUAUUGUCGAGACCUCGUCGGCGCUUCCCCUCAGACCCGGCAUGCCUCAGCCUCCCCCAAUCUUUCUCAGUCAAAACGGGCAGAUAUCUAAAGCAAUGACGCUGGUAAAACUGCACGGACGACACUCGUUCUCAACGAGCUUUUGCGUCAACGGGAACUUUGGAGCCCCCGGCGACUCCGGCGCAUGGGUCUUCGACAGAUCAACCGGUCGUGUCUGCGGCCACGUCCUCGCCUGGUCCGCCAAAACAAACACAACCUACAUCUCCCCAAUGGAAGUAACCCUCGACGACAUCGCCCGCACCCUCGGCGCCUCCCUCGUCUCCCUACCCGGUCCACCAGCUCCAAGACCAAUGCCCUACGCAGGUCCAACCUCACCACCCUCUCAUCCUCAUCCUCACCCCCAAUACCGAUACCAAGCACCGGCACAAUUGACCGGUGACUUCAAUCGUCUCGCUGUGGCCGGAUCCCCCGGUGGUGGUCCUCCUAUACCUCCGCCCCAUCCUCAUCCUUUCGCCCACCCUCAUCAUCCUCAUCAUCCGGGCUUUGCUCGUCCUCAACAUCAACAUCCCCCUCCGCCUCCUCCGCCCCCGCGACCUGGAUCCCACGAGGCGCAGGUCUUUCGGGCUGUGUCGCCUAUACCCCCGUCUUUGUUGACGGGGCCGAGGAAUAUUGAGCGCUCGCUUGCGUGA